Molecule: messenger RNA, 5922 nt
Organism: Schistosoma haematobium
Lineage: Eukaryota; Metazoa; Platyhelminthes; Trematoda; Strigeidida; Schistosomatidae
Product: Heat shock factor protein 2, variant 3
Exons: 6
Coding region: 184-1089 (301 amino acids)
Biological process (GO): regulation of DNA-templated transcription
Molecular function (GO): sequence-specific DNA binding; DNA-binding transcription factor activity
Source: RefSeq, a predicted model, not a curated record
AACGCAUUGGAAACGGCGCUGGAUUAACUGAAAGAACGCCAUUACCAGGACUGAUACAUGCAAUUCAGCCUCCUGUCUCGCCCAAACUGAAACUGAUUUGAAUUAUUGUAUUGUACCAACACAAAGCUUUUGAUUGGCUGACUGUCAGUGAGGGAAUAUUAAACUUCUCCAUGUUUGUAGGCCAUGUAUGGUUUCACAUCUGGGCCUCCUGUACAGUCUAUUCCUGCGUUUCUGACUAAACUAAAGUUACUGGUGGAUGAUGAGGAAACAAACGAUCUCAUAUAUUGGGAUCCGGUAAGAUUAGGUUUAAUUAAUAACUUCGUUCAGCACGGGACAAGCUUUCACAUACGUGAUGGAAACCGCUUAGCCAAAGAAUUACUACCCCUUUAUUUCAAACACAACAAUUUAUCUAGUUUCAUAAGGCAGUUAAAUAUGUAUGGUUUUAGAAAAAUAAAUCGUGUGGAUCCGUCUCUUCCUUUAAAAUCUGACACUGAAGACAUGGAAUUCAGUCAUCCUUACUUCAUCCGCAAUAAAGAUAUUUUGCUAUCCAAAAUUCAGAGGCGGACCUCAAACAUGUUCUCGCCAAUACUGGGGUCAAGAAAUCAAAGUUUUGGUGUGAAAGUACCUUAUGUUCAAACUAAUUCGGGUUUAAAUGGUUCCAUAAGUGUAUCACCCCAAAGACCAAUAACUGCCACAGACUUCUUAAGAUUGGCAGAGACUGUACGGCACUUGCGUUGUAAUCAAGAGGCUUUAAGUCAACAAAUUAGUGUGUUAAAGUCGGAAAAUCAGCUUUUGUAUCGUGAACUUUCUGAUUUACGAGAACAUCACGACAAGCAAUCCCAACUUAUUCAGACACUCUUCACAUUCCUGUCAGCAUUUGCAAAGGAAGGGAGGUCAGCAAGCGUGUGCAUCGGACAGACAAAACGUAAAGCUCUUCCUUCUAUUACUCCAUCCGGUUCAAGAUUUCAAAACAAAGAACUAAAGCUGGAUCUUCGAAAAGAUUUCGUGAUAUCUAUAUGCACUGUGAUAUACACCGUGUUAUCUUUCACUAACAACCAAAAUUGGGACAGGUGUUUGGUACGUAUAUGACUUAGCUUUUGACCUCUGUCAGAAAGACGCUUACAAAUUCUUCAGUGACUUACAAAGUGGUUGAUACCCUAAGCAUCCGGUUUAUUUCGAACAAUAAAGUAAACGGGUUUAUAGCAGUCCUACCUGCUGUACAUUUUAACAAAACAUGUAUACAUGAAUUUGGUAGUAGCAUCCUAACUACAUUAACCUGAUAAGGUUUCCAAAUUGAAAGAAACUCUGUUCAACCACUUCAACUUGUCCAAACUAGUGAUUUGCUCGGACCACAUAAGCGCCCUAAAUUCGACUUACGAAAUUUGUCUGCAAAAAUAGGCAAUACAAGUUCCGGUGCAAAUAUUACUGACCAGAUUUCAGAUAUUGGAUCAGUUGUUCAUAUUCUCCCUUCAAAUCUUCAGCUUACUCCAGUGAAUCUUGGUAAUGACGGUAAAUAUGUAUACUCUUUAACUGGUUCAUCACAAGAGUGUGACGUAAAUAGGCAAAGUUUGGUUGAUAAAAAUCCUGCGAAUGUUCAAGAUGAACCGAGAUACUAUCUGUCUAAGGUAGGUUAUUCUUCAUGCCUUAUUGUUUGUACGUCUGUAAGGUGGUUUAAACGGAUAGUUAGCAUCUCCAGCUUUACUGCUUGAAGUUGUAAAAUGUUUGAUCUCAAAAUACUACUUCAUUCCCCCCUACUGAUUCCUGAGACGCAGUGAUAUGUGAAAAGUAAGUAAUCAGCACAACAAAAAUUGCCCACAAAAUAUCGUGUGGCCAAGACCAUACAACUAUUCGUUUAGUUCUGUAAUCAUGCUUCUAGGUUACUGAAAAUCCUCAACACUAGUCCCUUUUCCCUCCCAAAUUCUUUAUGAAGGAAUAUCCCUAUUUAUUAUGGUCAACCGGGACGUAUCGACCGCCAUUGUUCGCAUGAGAAACGUUAUCUGGAUCGGAAACAACAGGCGGUGUUCGUCAAAGCUGCCAACUUUCCCGAUUUUCAUGUAACUUUGUCAUAGGUAUUCAAAAUAUAACUCGUUCUUCGUCUGACUUUUUAGGAAUUAAUAUCUUACAACGAUAUGUACGCAUCGAUUUCGAGUGUACCUAUGGCUGUCUUGUUUUCCUUAAGUAACAAUCCAGUCCUAUUCAGAUUCCCUUUCUUUCCUUCUGAAUAUAACUUGUUGCUUCAGGACUGGUGUGCGUCAAUCCCUAGUUUGACCAUAGGAAGUGAAGUAAGGGAUCGCGAUUACCGCUUGGUGUCUUUUCAACUUUAGUAGGCUGGAGCUUAACAAACUCUGAUACAGAUUCAGAAAACUUGCUUAACUUCCACCGAUUUUGGUAACCCGUGGGGUAGGUAAGAUGUCCAUCUACCAACGAAAGGUUAAUUAUAUUGCUCAGCAGUCCUCUCCGCUUUAAUUUAUGGUUGUGGCCAUUAAAUAUAGAGGAUACUCGUAAGUUACUAGUAUUUGAUCACAGAUGUCUUAGAAAUAUUGCUCGCGUCUGCUGGGAUCAUCGGGUAAGUAAUAGUGAGGUUAGACGCAAAGUAUUAGGGAAUGAUGGUAAGUCAGUUGAUGAGGUUGUGAAUCUUCAUCAACUGAGAUGGUUAGGUCAGGUAUUGUGCAUACCUAACAACCGAUUAUCAUGACGCAUAAUGCUGACUAGUGUUGGAGACGAAUGGAAGUUAGGGGCAGCCAAACUAAAACGUAAUGUCAGUCCGUAAAGUCACUAAAUUCUUGUCUAAGUCAUGUUGGCAGAUACAGACUACUCGGUUGUGGUCCGUGCGACUAUCGUAACUAGUGGUUGGAGACUGAGUGACAUGGCUCAGAAUCGAUCACAAUGGCGUAGGUGUAUAUCCUCUGUCUUCCCAUAAACCGUGAGAUAGAUAUUGCUUUAUACCUUUCUUUCUACCAACUAAUUCAUCAUUCAUGUAUUAAAUCCUUAUAUGUAAUCUUCCUUUUAUGUAUUACUACCAUUGAAGUAACUACUAUAAAUUCGGUGUUCAUCUUGUUGUGCUAAUGAGGUGUGGCAACUUGGAGCGAAGGAGAUAUGUGCCUGGUCCUACCUUGUGGCUGACUGACUGUAAAACAUGGCCUAUGGAAACAGUUGUCCAUAAGCUGCAGGAUUUUGAUAUGUCUUUUCAAAGUAUUGCUUGCGUUUUAUGGAAUAACUGAGUAAGUAGUACUGAGAUUAGAUAUAAAUUAUUAAGCAAAGAUCGCAUAUUGGUUGGUGAGACUAGUGAUUUUCGUCGACUGAGGUGGCUUAGUAAUUGACUUGUUCGAAUUUCAGCCACUAAGUCCCUGGUUCAAACACCUCUCCACCUAAUUUGGCCUGAGUAACCGGAUAUCAUUGACUCUAACAGUGGCUCAUAUUCAAGUACCUGAUGAAUGAGUAGCUAUAUUUUAUACUAUAUACAUCGACUUUCAAUGUUUGCUGAUGUAAGAGUAAAUUGAGAAAAGAUACAGUGAUUGGAAAAUCAUAAUACGAGAUCAGCCCGUGAGGUCGUUGGCUGUUGAUCUGAUCAGUGUUGAAAGGUGCAAGAUUCCUGGUCGGUGUUUUAAAAUAUUUGCUUACAUGGUGCAAAGUAGCUCAGUUUUGUUCUCUAUCUUCCCGUAAAUUCUGAGUUGGUUUCCCAAAGAAAUCAGAAUUUUUUCUUCACUAGUCAUUGUUUACCACCUAUUAGCCUUCUCAUUUCUAACUAUAAAAUUCCACUUAUAACAAUUUAAUCUUAUUUCUAUUUCCAAACCAAAGGUGGACGAUAAUUUCAUGCAUCCCACAAAUGAUGAAGAGUUUCCUGUAGGCCUUAAUAUUGAGGAAGACGGUGUUACAGAUGUGAAUAAUUCUAUUUUAGAGUUAAACUGGCCAUGUAGUAGAUCAGAUACGCCUUACUGUCUAACUGAUUCUCCUGGCUUGAGUGACGUAAUACCUUCAAAGUUAGAUGGUGUAACAGAUGAAAGUAUUUGUGACCUGCUUCUUAACUGUGACUCACAAACCGAACAAGUAGUCGGUAACAAUCAGUCUCUCCCAGAGUCUACCAUUUCAAAAUACACGUAAGUCUUCAACCUAUCAACACAGUAACUCAUCCGUAAGUUUUAUGGUUAACAUAGUUCCACCAAUUGUAAAUCUUUUAAUUUUAACCUGUAAGCAACUUAGAACCAUGUCCAAAUGUGCAUCAAAAUAAGUUGUCUUAAAGUCAAAAUAGUUUUUUUCUUGAUGUCAGUAUGGAAUCCUUAUACGUAUUUUGAUGCACUUUGAGGUAAAAUUGUUUUCCACUUAACAACACUAAAGAACUGCCCUUGCACAUGAAAUGUAUGGUUGUUAUUUGUGUCGUUUUCAGGAAGGAGCCGAUAAGAAAACAGCAUAAAAUUCAGAACAGACCCCGUUGUAUCGUACCUUUUUCAGAAAGCGACCCUCAAUUUGCUUCCACAACUCUCCAGGACAUUGACAGUCUUCCAUGGGAGAAGUAUCAAGAUAGUGGUUUUGACUUUAACCUCGAUGUUGAACAAAAUCAAACAGAAAAUUCAAGCAGUUCUUCAAAUGGUCUUAUAGUCGGUACGUAUAAAUAGUCUUUUGAUGUUAACCUAUGGUUGGCAGAUUUACUCCUCAAAUAUUCCUCUAAAUCAUUUUUUAGUUAGACAUCUAAUACUAGAUAUUGAAAUCUUAAUUCAAAAUUGGUAAUAAAGCCCACACACAAAUCAAGUGACUUGUGUGGCGCAUAUGUAUUCGGUGCCCCUUUGUACCAAUAUUUAUGUGUUCAAAUAAAUAAAUAAAUGAAAUGCAGCACAUUAGUUGUUUCUCCUGAAAAUAAAGAAUCAUAAAAAAACUUCCUGUUUCGUAGAUAUUUGGAGUUCAUUUCUACACAGUUUAUUUUAUUGACUUUCAUAACCAACUCAUGUUGUUAAACUUACUGGUAUUUAAUCAUUGCUCAGUUUUGUAUGAUAAUAUUUCAUGCGAAUGAUUCGUUCAGUUUUCCAAUGAAUUUUCAACAGCUUGGAUGUGAUGAUAUUUUAGCACUUCACCAUCAGAUUGCUUUUGCAGCAUACUUACUUACUUACUUACGCUUGUUACUCCCAAUGGGGCAUAGGCCGCGGACCAGCAUUCUCCAACCCACUCUGUCCUGGGCCUUCUUUUCUAGUUCCAUCCAAUUCUUGUUCAUUUUUCUCAUGUCUAUUUCCAUUUCUCGGUGUAGUGUGUUCUUUCAUCUUCCUCUUUUCCUUUAGCCUUGAGGAUUUCAUGUGAGGGCUUGUCUUGUGACGCGGUUGGGUGCUUUCCUCAAUGUGUGUCCUAUUCACUUCCAGCGCUUCUUCCUGAUUUCUUCCUCCACUAGGAUCUGGUUUGUUCUCUACCACAGUAGGUUGUUGCUGAUGGUGUCUGACCAACGGAUCCGAAGUAUUUUGCGUAGACAGCUGUAUCUUCUACAUGAUGGCUUUCGUAGUUCUCCAAGUUUCCGCCUCAUACAGUAGAGCUAUCUUGACAUUUGUAUUGAAAAUCCUGACCUUGGUGUUGGUUGACAGUUGUUUUGAGAUCCAGAUGUUCUUCAGUUGUAAAUAUGCUGCUCCUGCUUUUCCGAUCCACGCCUUCACAUCUGCAUCAGACCCACCAUGUUCAUCAAUGAUGCUGCCCAAAUAUGUACAGGUUUCUACAUCUUCCAAAGAGAAAGGGUGAGAGUAAGCAACAUUGCCUGACACCGGUCUUUACCUCGAACAAGUCUGUCAGUUGUCCUCCAUGCACAAUUUUGCAGUUUAAUCCAUCAUAGGAAUUCUGUAUGAUAUUGACUAUCUUCUGAGGCACGCCGUAGUGUCGAAGAAGUUUCCAUAGUGUUGUUCUGUCCACGCUAUCAAAUGCCUUUUCGUAGUCAAUGAAGUUGAUGUAGAG